Mycena indigotica is the source of this 1263-nucleotide messenger RNA. Its product is annotated as Nbl1-Borealin-N domain-containing protein. The record is from RefSeq and is a predicted model, not a curated record. Bases 1 to 1263 code for a protein of 420 amino acids. Gene Ontology annotation, cellular component: chromosome passenger complex; spindle midzone; chromosome, centromeric region. Gene Ontology annotation, biological process: mitotic sister chromatid segregation. NCBI's taxonomy places the organism in Eukaryota, Fungi, Basidiomycota, Agaricomycetes, Agaricales, Mycenaceae. The transcript has 3 exons.
AUGUCGAAAACAUCUCAGCUCAAGGGGGUGAACUAUGCUGUAGGGUCGGUACGCGUUGUGUCGCGGAUCACGUGGCCGAUUUCUCUUGUGUUGACGACCACCAUGUUCACAGAGUCGGAGAAACACCAUCUCACUACCAACCUCAACAUCGAGGUCCAGCAUCGCCAUACCCAGCUUACAUCAUGGCUACACGACCAUUUGGAAAACUUCACGCUGCACCAGGAGGGUCUUGUUUCGAGAAUACCCAAGCAAGUCCGCGCCAUGACACUGCGCGAUUUCCAGAAGUACAAUGGCAACAUGCAGAAUGCACUCCGUGCUGUUCAGCGAGAACGACUGGCUGCCGUUGGCGCCACUGAAAUCGACAAAUCAACCAGGAAGAGGAAAUGGGUUGCGAGCCAGGAGACGGAGAACGAGCCGCCUGCGGCCUCUGAGAAAUCUUCCAAAACAGCACGUGUAGCGUCGCCAGAGAAGAAGAAACCCGUUCCGCCUCGAAUCCGUGUUCUCUCGCAAACAGCAAAUAAGCCGCGACCGUUUGGCUCCCCGAGUCCCCAGAAAUCUCGUGCACCAUUUAGUACCUCGACACAAAGCCCACGACCCAUGUCACCUACCAAGUUCAAACCUACUUCAUCUUCCUCCCAUACCCGAGUCCCUUCCCUUGCCACAUUCAACCCCGCUGUUCCCAAGACGCCAGGCUAUCCAACAGGUAGUCUUCGCUUACCGCGCAAACACGAGAGCAUGUUCAGUCUGAACGGUUCUCCCAUUGCCAACCCACAUGACCUUGAACCAGUGGCAGCACCAACUUUGAAGCGGACAAAGAGUAAUAUUACAAUCUCGCGGGACCCGUCAUUCACCCAAGACGCUCGCUCACGUACCACUUCGCAAUCUUCGACCACCCAACAUCAAUCUUUUUCAUCGUCUUCAUCACUCGAUGGUGGUGUUGCCCUCCACCCUACACAUCCCUCCGCGCCCCAUGAGCGAACGAAAUCCGAAGUCAAGUUCAAACAAUUCAAAUUUCCCCAGGCGCCAGUAGCGGAAUCUGUACCAAUAACCCCUGCUCCUCGACGGCCACUACAUACCCGCGCACAAUCUACACUUCCCAUCACAUUAUCGACCAAGGACGGCCAUUUGCUUACUUUCGAUGCUCUGGAAGCUUCGCCCGGACAACUGGAGGCAUUGGAGGGCAUUAGUAAUAGUGCGAAGAAACAAGCACGGGAGGAGAUGCGGCAGUUGGUUAGGGCUGCAGUGGACAAGUGGACUGUCUGA